AUGUGCCCACACCAAAACGGAGACUCCCUGCCCACCGUCGACCGCGCUGAGAUGGUCCCAGUGGAUUUAACCAACGGAAAGGCCUCCGUCAAUGGCAAGAGGGGAACAUCCUACAAAAACAGCGCCGCUGCCCAGCUCGAGCAGCAACGCCUCAACCCUUACGCUCCCCGAGCUGCUGAUUUCCUCAAUAAUGUCUCAAACUUCAACAUCAUCGAGAGCACCCUGAGAGAGGGAGAGCAGUUCGCUAAUGCUUUCUUUGAUACCAAAACCAAAAUCGCCAUCGCAAAGGCACUCGAUGCAUUCGGCGUUGAAUACAUCGAGCUCACAUCUCCGGCAGCAUCAGAUCAAUCGCGACUGGAUUGCGAGGCCAUCUGCAAGUUGGGUUUGAAGGCCAAGAUCCUCACCCACAUUCGAUGCCACAUGGACGAUGCCAGGAUCGCUGUCGAGACCGGGGUGGACGGCGUCGACGUUGUGAUUGGAACUUCGUCUUUCCUCCGCGAGUUCUCUCAUGGCAAAGAUAUGGCAUAUAUCACCAAGACUGCUAUCGAGGUCAUAAAUUUCGUCAAGUCAAAGGGAAUAGAAGUCCGAUUCUCUACCGAAGACUCGUUCCGAUCAGACCUAGUCGAUCUCCUUUCAAUAUACCAAACCGUUGAUAAGAUCGGCGUCAAUCGAGUUGGCAUUGCGGACACUGUUGGCUGCGCCAACCCAAGGCAGGUAUAUGAACUAGUCCGAACGCUCAGAGGUGUCGUUGGGUGCGACAUUGAAAUUCACUUACACAAUGACACUGGAAUGGCAAUCGCCAACGCCUACACCGCUCUGGAAGCUGGUGCAACCCACAUCGACACAUCUGUUCUCGGAAUUGGAGAGCGUGUCGGAAUCACGCCUCUCGGUGGCCUCGUAGCGUGCCUGUACGCAGCCAACCCCGAAUACGUCAAGGCCAAAUAUAACCUCUCGAUGCUACGAGAGAUUGAGAAUCUGGUCGCCGAAGCCGUAGAAGUCAAUGUUCCAUUUAUGAAUCCCAUCACCGGCUACUGUGCAUUCACUCACAAGGCCGGCAUCCACGCCAAAGCCAUCCUGAACAACCCCUCAACUUACGAAAUCCUCAAACCAGAAGACUUCGGCCUCACCAGAUAUGUGUCCAUCGGUCAUCGUCUCACCGGCUGGAACGCUGUCAAGUCUCGUGUCGAGCAACUUGGGCUCAAGCUGACCGAUGAGGAGGUCAAGGACGCGACAGCUAAGAUUAAGGAACUCGCUGACGUUCGAACACAAUCUAUGGACGAUGUCGACUCGCUCCUCCGUAUCUACCACUCUGGUAUUCAAUCGGGCGAACUGGCUGUAGGUCAGAAGGAAGCUCUUGAUCGUCUGCUGAGGAAGCACCGUGAACAAGCACAAGGCCGCGAGGAAACAUCUGUCGAGCGAUCUGAUUAA
Molecule: messenger RNA, 1428 nt
Organism: Pleurotus ostreatus (oyster mushroom)
Lineage: Eukaryota; Fungi; Basidiomycota; Agaricomycetes; Agaricales; Pleurotaceae
Product: mitochondrial Homoaconitase
Exons: 8
Coding region: 1-1428 (475 amino acids)
Cellular component (GO): mitochondrion
Molecular function (GO): homocitrate synthase activity
Source: RefSeq, a predicted model, not a curated record